Leptinotarsa decemlineata (Colorado potato beetle) is the source of this 1446-nucleotide messenger RNA. Its product is annotated as 110 kDa antigen-like. NCBI's taxonomy places the organism in Eukaryota, Metazoa, Arthropoda, Insecta, Coleoptera, Chrysomelidae. The record is from RefSeq and is a predicted model, not a curated record.
AUUUCAUAGGUGUAUGCUUGUUGGUGAAGGCAUAUACCAAAAUCAUCAAAAAUGAAAAAAGUUGGUGGUGAGAGAAAAACAGAUACAUCUCUUGAAUCUGAGGAAAAUUCAAUGGAGGAGAAAAUGGAGGAGAAAAAUGAAACUGAAAAUAACAAUGUACAUAUGAUAAACACAGAUAAAUGGUCGCCGCUUAUACGAUUUUUCAGGAAGCAGUUUGGAUUUAAAAAGGAACCAGGAUUACUUCGUAAUCUGUUGGAGAGGAAUGUGGCUCGGGAAAUGAUGGUAGUUGAACCUAAGGCGUCUACUAGCGCAUAUGAUAGAAACCACCCAAGAAAUGUGGACCAGGAAGUGGUGAUUGUUGAACCUGAGGCGUCUACUAGUGCAUAUGAUAGGAACCACCCAAGAAAUGUGGACCAGGAAGUGGUUAUUGUUGAACCUGAGGCGUCCACUAGCACAUAUGAUAGAAACCACCCAAGAAAAGUGGAUCAGGAAGUGGUGAUUGUUGAACCUGAGGCGUCUACUAGUGCAUAUGAUAGAAACCACCCAAGAAAUGUGGACCAGGAAGUGGUUAUUGUUGAACCUAAGGCGUCUACUAGCGCAUAUGAUAGAAACCACCCAAGAAAUGUGGACCAGGAAGUGGUGAUUGUUGAACCUGAGGCGUCCACUAGCGCAUAUGAUAGAAACCACCCAAGAAAUGUGGAUCAGGAAGUGGUGUUUGUUGAACCUGAGGCGUCCACUAGCGCAUUUGAUAGAAACCACCCAAUAAAUGUGGAUCAGGAUGUGGUGAUUGUUGAACCUAAGGCGUCUACUAGCGGAUAUGAUAGGAACCACCCAAGAAAUGUGGACCAGGAAGUGGUGAUUGUUGAACCUGAGGCGUCUACCAGCGUAUAUGGUAGAAACUACCCAAAAAAUGAAACCCAGGAAGUGGUGAUUAUUGAACCUGAGGAAUCUACCAGGUCAUAUAAUAGAAACUACUCAAGAAAUGAGCCCCAGGAAGUGGUGAUUGUUAAAUCUGAGCCUUCUACUAACGCAUAUGGUAGAAACUACCCAAGAAAUGAGACCACCCAGGACGUGGUGAUUGUUGAACCUGAGGAUUCUAGUAGCGCAUAUAGUAAAAACUACCCAAGAAAUAAGGGCCAGGAAGUGGUGGAAGUUGAAUCUGACGCGUCUACUAGCGCAUAUGAUAGAAACUAUCCAAGAAAUAAGGCCCAGGAAGUGGUGGGAGUUGAACGUGAGGCGGCUACCAGCGUAUAUAGUAGAAACUACCCAGGAAAUAAGGCCCAGGAAGUGAUGGGGCCUAGAGUAUAUAGCGGAAACUACCCAAGAAAUAUAGCUGAGGAAAUGGUAGAUAUGAACCUCCUAUAUAAAGUCUUGUAUUCGUACAUGAAGCUUCAUUAAAAAUGGAAUAAUUAUUAUUCAUUUAAUUGUUCUUUUUCUAAAUUUUUC